Messenger RNA from Symbiodinium sp. CCMP2592, 1743 nucleotides. NCBI's taxonomy places the organism in Eukaryota, Dinophyceae, Suessiales, Symbiodiniaceae. The record is from the annotation of a GenBank genome assembly.
AUGAGCAGAUUUCCUUCAAAGAAGCUGUUGGCGUUGCCAUGCGUCUGCGUGAGGAAACUAAGGAGUUUCUUGCUGCCGCUGAGCAAGAGCUUGGCGAUCUUGCCGAUGCCGAGCCGGCCGAGCCUGAGCCUGCUCGGAAGCCCACCAAGGCCAAGAAGGUCAAGACGGCCCGUGCGACAGCAGUGGCUGCUGAGGUUGAGGGUGAGAAUCCGUCAGGGGUUCACGCAAGCAGUGCCAGUGGAAGUGGUCAAGCCCACACGCAGGGUUAAGGACGCCCCAAGCAAGGCCAAGGAUGAUCCCACAACCAAGGUCGAUCAUACCACAAGCAAGAUCAAUCCAACCAGCACGGUUAAGGACCCCCCGAGCAAGGCCAAGGAUGAUCCCGCAACCAAGGUCAAGCCGACCCACAAGCUAGCUGCUGCUGUAGCCACCGAGAAGCCUGCCGAUCCCAAUGCAAUCCAGCAUGUCGAACCCACCCCCCAGCUAAUCGCUUUCUGGGACAAGUACAAAGUGUCCAACAAGGGUACGGUACAUGACACUCUGCCCGAGUCGACUGUCCCCGAAGACACACUCGACGACACCCACGAGGAAGGGGAACCCAGGCUGCGGCGCGGUCGUGCAUCGAUCGACUUGGGUGAGAGUCUCAAUGGGGAGAAUGCACUCCCUCCCGUGGCGGUGCGUCGUGGGUGGUCCUGUGGUACUUUGCUUGUAGCUGACCAGCAGCUGAGCAAGCAACGUGGGAUUGAUGCUGCUGAGACGAUUGUCAUGGAGAAUGCCUCCCAAGUUCUUGCAGGGCAGCUCGAUGUACCAUUCUGUUUGCUCGUGCUGGGUGGCUCUGUGUCCCAGACUGGUUCGUCAUCCUCUUCUGCGGAAUGCUUGCAGCUGCGGCAAAUGGUCGAGCAGAUGCAGAUCUACCAGUCUGCACUGGUGGGGCAGUUGAAGGCAAAUGGGCAGGAGUUGCCCCCCAUGCCCUCCAGCUUGGAGGUUCCGGCCGUUGAGGACCGCACAAGCUCAAGGGCUCCUGCAGAACGCGAGGUGGCCCCAGUUCCGGACGAUGACAUGGAUGGUGAUUCCAUGCACAGCGAGGAUGGUGAGGACGAUGGUGAAGCCGGGGAAGCCCCGGAUGGUGAGGGCGAUGAUGAAGCCGGGGAAGUCCCGGAUGGCUCGGCUGAUGAGGCCGAGACUGAUCAGGAAGGGGAUGCAUCCAUGCACGAUGGACUGGACGAUGAUGAGAAUGCAAGCUGCCCGGCGGCUACCAAGUCCGUGAAGGGUUUGGAUAAGACGAAGAUCUUGGAGGACGACCCCAUGAUCGGUAAGAGCAUGCAGCCGCCAAGGAGAGCUUGCCAACCGUCUUCCCAGCCCAUCUUUGCCCCGGAGUCUGUCGCAUCCAGUCCGGCUGUCGUGCCGGCGGUCCCGCCGGCGGCCCCGGUGCGAGCCCCGUCGCCAGCCCCUGCAACAAUGGAGCCCCCCGCCGAAGAGGUUGUGAACAGCCGCACUCACAAGCGAGAGUACAUGGUUCUGGUUAUCCUUGCGAAUCUGAAGGACCGCCAAGAGCUCCUCAAGCGCUGGGUGAUGUCGGGUGGCAAUACCCAGGCCACGGAAGCCUCUAUCGAGGCAAGCAGGACCUCGAGAUCCAAAGCCAAGACCGUUCGCCAUUCAGCAAGCUCCACUGCUGAGAUUGGUUUCAAGAUAUUCUGCUUAUAUAGUGAGUUCCUACUCAAUAUUGGUUUCGCUUCACCCUAA